This is a messenger RNA of Pelobates fuscus (common spadefoot toad), 2652 nucleotides long. RefSeq names its product WD repeat domain 75 (gene WDR75). Gene Ontology annotation, biological process: positive regulation of transcription by RNA polymerase I; positive regulation of rRNA processing. The coding region runs from base 74 to 2560 and encodes 828 amino acids. NCBI's taxonomy places the organism in Eukaryota, Metazoa, Chordata, Amphibia, Anura, Pelobatidae. The record is from RefSeq and is a predicted model, not a curated record. Gene Ontology annotation, cellular component: nucleolus. Gene Ontology annotation, molecular function: RNA binding; protein binding. The transcript has 21 exons.
UUGGCAGUUCCGGUUAUCCUCCGGCUCCACACGUGUGCUGUGAUCAGGGCCAGUGGGAGCAGAGUGUGGGGAAAUGGUCGCUGAGGGUGAUGUCCGUGUGGUCCGUUGUGGAGGGAGCAGGCUGAAUUAUCGGAGGGCAGUGUUUACUGCAGACGGCAAAUACCUCCUGUGUGUUUCCGGUGAUUUCAUCAAAUUAUAUAGCACAUCCACAGAAGAAUGCAUUCAUGUUUUACAAGGUCACAAGAAUCUGGUCACUGGCAUUGAACUUAACCCACAAAACCACUUACAGCUUUAUUCAUGCUCGUUGGAUGGUACUAUUAAAUUAUGGGAUUUCAUGGAUGGGAUCUUAAUAAAGACCUUUUCAGUUGGGUGCAAGCUCCUAGCUUUGUAUAAUGCUAAAAAUGGAAAUUGUGUGUAUGCAAUCACGCCUAAAAAUAACAAUGAAGCCUCAGACACAUUUCAGCUGAUUUCAAUAAAGUUGCCAAAGUCAGUGGAUCAGGAAUGUGAAGUCACACAGCUCACUGUAAUAUUUGACGACGUCAGUGAAUCACCCAAGUGUACAGCCGUGGGAAGAGAUGGUGAAUAUAUUGCGACAGCCAGAGGACUUAACCUGUUUGUGUUCUAUUUGAAAAGCAAAAAACUUUUCAGGAUACCUCUAAGUGCAACCUCCAAAAAAGGCACCAAUAACAACUUCACGGUUGUGACAUGUCACCCAGAAGAAGACUGUAUUGCCACAGGACACGAAGAUGGAAGAAUACGUCUUUGGAGAAAUUUUAACCACAAACAAGAGUACACAUACACUUCAUUACACUGGCAUCAUGAUGCUGUGAUGGAUCUGGCUUUUUCAGCACAAGGAACAAAGCUGCUAAGCGGAGGAAUUGAGUCAGUACUGGUACAGUGGCCUUUUGGAUCAGAGAGCAAUAGAGAAUAUCUGCCCCGUCUGGGAGCAGCAAUUGAGCACAUUUCCACUUCCCCUGAUGGAUCUCUGCUCUGCACAUCACAUGUCGAUAACAAGAUCUCGAUCAUUAAUGCCAGCUUGAGAGUUUCUGCUAUAAUUCAAGGCUUGGUGAAAGGAAAUGACGUCAAGACGGGCCUGACAAUCGACCCAAGAAGCAAAGCCUUGGUUCUCAAUGGCAAACCAGGUCACCUGCAGUUCUAUUCCCUACAGAACGACAAGCAGCUCUACAAUUUGGAUAUUGUGCAGCAUGAAUUCGUCCAACAAGCAGGGCUGCAAUACUUUGAUUUGGUCAAAGCUGUAUUUAGCACUAGAGGUGACUGGUUAGCGACAGUGGAAGAAUUACAAGGUCAAGAUAUAGACGGCCUUGAAAUGCAGCUCAAGCUGUGGGAGUUUGAAGACAAGUCCCAAAGCUUUGUUUUGAACACCACAAUAAACAUGCCACAUGAAGAUCAGGUCACCUGCUUGUGCUUCCAAGAUUCAGAGAUAGAUUCCCCAAUCUUGGUAACAACAGGGAAAGAUGGUCUUUUCAAAGUCUGGAUGCUACGAGACGACUCUGACAUAUACAAGGAGAGCAGUGGCUGGAUCUGUGAUUUUGUUGGCAGCUACCACGGAAACAAGGCCACAAACUGCUGUUUCUCUUCAGAUGGCUCACUGCUGGCUGUCAGCUUUGAAGAUAUUGUCACUGUCUGGGAAACAAACACGUGGGACCUAAAAGAGACCUUUUGCCAACCCCCUGGAAAAAUAAGAAACCUCUGCUUUGGAAGAAUGAAGUCCGCUAAAUACCUUCUUGCUUCUACGGAUGAUGGAUUUAUAAACUGCUGGAACUUGCUCACAUGUGCAUUAGAGUGGAGGGCCCAACUCAAUGUAUCCAUUCUUCUGUCUGACUCUUCUUCAGAAUACAUCGCAGCCUUCUCCUGUGGUUCGGAAAGCACCAACUUGUUUGUUUUCAAACCCGAUAAGCCCAAUCCAGUUUAUAUCCAGAAGGAUGUCUGUCGCGAGAAAGUGCAGUGGGCAGUUUUUGUACCAAGAGACGUGCCAGAAUCUAUUCAUUCAGAAAGCCAUCACUGGCUAAUCCGAUCACAACUGUACUUUCUUACAGAAAACCAGGAGCUGAUGACUUUUAGCACAGAAUCACCAGAAGAGAAACUCACACCUUUAAGCAAGCAGUUGGCAGUUGAAGAAAGCAUGCCUGUUACACCUUUUCACAUACUGCUGGGCAAGAGGCGGCAACAGGAGCAGGAUUUGGAAACAGAAAAAAUCUCUGCAGGUAGCCACAAAGCUCAAGGAGUAGUUGCAAUCAGAGAGCUUCUUCAUACACCUGCACAUGUUUUACCUGCUGCAUCAGUCUUGUGCACAAUGUUUGUGAAUUCAUUGUUAAUCUCAAAACAGGCUAAAAGUGCUGGAGAGGGGAGCAAAGACGUAGACAUGGAAAGUGAGAAAUCAGAGGACGAGUCUGAAGAAGAAGUAGAAGAAAUUAGAGAAGAGCAUGAACUAUUCCCUGAUGCGUUUUCAGAAGAAAUUCCACAAAAAUUACUCAAGUCGCAAGAAAAAGAACUGCGAAGGAUACGAAAGACUGAUUACAGCUGGAUAUCUGCUUUGUAGGACUGUGGCAUUUCCAUUUGCACCCUUUAAUUUUAUGCUGAUCUUAACUUGUUCUUCUGUGACUGAAAUUAUAUAUAUUUUACAAAAAUCAA